CUCUCCACUGCAGGUCGUCUCCGUCUGACUCCUCUGUUAUUUGAGGACCUGAUUGAGGACCAUGGGCGUGCUGGACAUCCUGUCGUCCAUCAGAGACCGAGCCGACAAGUUUCUGAACGAGAAGAACGUGGUGACAGACUUCCUGGGGAAGUUGGAGGAGAAAACAGGGAUAAAGAAGAAGAUCAUUGCAGUGGGUGCCGUCUCACUGACAGGACUCUACCUGGUGUAUGGAUAUGGUGCCGCCCUCCUCUGCAACCUGAUUGGUUUUGUCUAUCCAGCGUAUUAUUCAGUCAAAGCCAUUGAAAGUGCGAGCAAAGAAGACGACACAAAAUGGCUGACGUACUGGGUGGUGUAUGGUGUCUUCAGCCUGGGCGAGUUCUUCUCCGAUAUUUUCCUCUACUGGUUCCCGUUCUACUACGCUUUUAAGUGUCUCUUCCUGCUGUGGUGCAUGGCUCCGAUGUCGUGGAAAGGCUCCCAGAUCAUCUACAACAAAGUGGUUCGACCCAUCUUCCUCCGCCACGAGGCCACAGUGGACAACAUGGUGAGCGACCUUGGCGGGAGGGCCAUGGCUGCUGCAGAGAACCUCACCAGAGAAGUCCUGUCCACACUGAUAAAGAAUAAAGCUCUGGUGAAUCCUGCACCGUCAGUUGCGCAGCCUGAAGCUAAAAGUUUACCAAGUUCAUCCGCAGCUAAAGUAGCUCCAUCAGAGCCAAGCGAAGAUCGACCACCUUUCCUGGGUUAACCAGUAUGUCCUUCAGAUAGCAGCAGAGGAAGAGGAGCAGAGAGCGAAGGUUUCACACUUCAUCCUGACAGAUCCCAGUGAGAAGAACACCUCCUGUCAAAGAGACUGAUUUCCUUUUUAUAUCAACGUCCAAAACUCAGACUGACUCUGCAGAUGCUGAACUCAGCACGGUUUGAUUUUGUUUAUUUAUUUAUUUAUUUAUUUAUUUAUAUUUAUUGUUGUUGUUUUUUUUGUUGGGGGGGGGGGGG
This is a messenger RNA of Epinephelus lanceolatus (giant grouper), 990 nucleotides long. It is a transcript of the gene reep6, whose product is annotated as receptor accessory protein 6. Lineage: Eukaryota; Metazoa; Chordata; Actinopteri; Perciformes; Serranidae. The record is from RefSeq and is a predicted model, not a curated record.